AAAAACUUUGAGAAGUAAAGUCUGUAACUCAGAAUAAUUCAAGGCAGCUGAUAUGGGUGUUAAAGCGAGCACGCUGUUUAUGAGCCUCCUCCUCCAUGCCUUUCUCUGCAUCUCUGAAAAUGGAGGAGAGCAUUCGAUUGCAAAAGAAGCAAAGAAUGGUCAGUGGAAGAAGUCAAGGUAUGAUUAUAUAAUAGUUGGCGGAGGAACUGCUGGGUGUAGUCUUGCUGCCACUCUCUCACAGAAUAUGUCUGUACUCCUCUUGGAGAGAGGAGGAUCUCCGUUUGGUAACGAAAAAAUAUUGAAUAUAGAGAAUUUUGAAGCAAAUUUGUAUGACUUUGGGUCGAAUCGCUCGACAGGCCAGCUUUUUGUAUCUGAAGAUGGGGUGCUAAAUAUAAGACCAAGAGUGUUAGGAGGAGGCACCUGUCUCAAUGCAGGAUUUUACACACGUGCAAGUUCAAGUGAGGUGAAAGCCAUGGGAUUGGAGCCAGGCCUGGUGGAGCAGUCUUAUCGUUGGGUGGAAAGUGUGGUAGCCCAUCGACCACCCCCAAAUGAAUGGCAGAAUGCAGUAGCAAAAGGUCUUAUAGAAGCAGGCAUUUCUCCUUAUAAUGGCUUCACAUAUGAUCACAUCCCUGGCACCAAGUUUGGUGGGACAAUUUUUAAUAGCACCGGACAUCGCUCUACAGCUGCUGAUAUUCUUGUUCAACGUGCCAAUCCAAGAAAACUUACAGUUUUGCUGUAUGCAACAGUUCAACGUCUUCUUUUUGUUACAAAAGACGAAACAAGGCCUAAAGCAAAAGGGGUUGUUUUCAUAGAUGCUGAUGGAAGAGAGCAACAAGUCUUUUUGAAAGAUGGUAAAAGUGAGGUUAUAAUAUCUGCUGGAGCUUUGGGAAGUCCACAGUUGCUUAUGCUUAGUGGGAUUGGGCCUGCAGAAGAAUUGAAGUCCAUGGGAAUAAAAGUGAUAAUGGACCAGCCUGCAGUUGGGAAGGGUAUGGCUGACAAUCCCAUGAAUACCAUUUAUAUUCCCUUGGCAAUUGGAAUACCAGUCUCUCUCAUUCAAGUAGUGGGUAUCACAAACUUUGGAAGCUAUAUAGAGACAUGCAGUGGAUUUAAAUUUUACAGUAAGAGUGUAGGGAAGAAGGAUGGAAUUAUUCUGCAAAAGGUGAAAGGUCCUCUUUCCAAAGGUUAUCUGAGAUUGGAUAACAGUACCAAUGCUGAUGAUAAUCCAGUUGUGAAAUUCAAUUACUAUGAUCACCCAAUGGAUGUACAGAGCUGUGUGAAAGGAAUAGGAACCAUCGAAAAGAUCAUUAAGUCCCACCCAAUAAAAAAAAUCAUUUCCCCCAGCACGAGUCUGAACAAGAUCAUGAAUUCAAGCUAUCAGGCUGCUGGAAAUUUGAUUCCCAGGAACCCUGAAGGCUGGGGAUCAUUAGAGAAGUUCUGUAAAGAUACAGUCAUAACAAUUUGGCAUUAUCAUGGAGGAUGUCAGGUGGGUAGUGUUGUUGAUGGAGAGUAUAGACUCCUUGGAGCAGAUGGUGUUCGAGUCAUUGAUGGGUCCACUUUUCUUUUCUCUCCAGGAACUAAUCCUCAGGCUACAGUGAUGAUGCUUGGAAGAUACAUGGGAGUGAGAAUUUUGAGAGAAAGAUUGGGCCCAUCAGGAGGAGUAUAGUUUGCAGCUGUUACAUAGACAACUAAACUUCAUGUUCAAUUCGAGUAUAGAAAUUUUUUGAGGGCUUUGGAGUUGGUUUCCUUGCUGUGCAUACUCGGGGAUUUAGUUUCAUACUGUCCUGUCUGUUUUUAGGCCCUCUGGGUUUUUUGGAAAUCUGAAAUUUACGCUGUAACCUUUCAUAUGAAUUAAUAUAUUAAUCUGGCAUUGCCUUUAUCGAUAAAAAUAAAAUAAUAGUGUAUAUUUUCUAAUUGAAAAGAGUAUUGUAAUAAGAGUGAUUAUAUUUUAGUAUUGUAAUUGUAAUAUUAUUUAAAAAUAAUAAUAUUUUUAUUUA
Cryptomeria japonica (Japanese cedar) is the source of this 1994-nucleotide messenger RNA. RefSeq names its product protein HOTHEAD-like. The coding region runs from base 53 to 1663 and encodes 536 amino acids. The transcript is spliced from 6 exons. Gene Ontology annotation, molecular function: flavin adenine dinucleotide binding; oxidoreductase activity, acting on CH-OH group of donors. Lineage: Eukaryota; Viridiplantae; Streptophyta; Pinopsida; Cupressales; Cupressaceae. The record is from RefSeq and is a predicted model, not a curated record.